AUGCCGGUGCAUCACCUCAUGGUCGGCACAUGGACGCCCCCAGGCGCAAUCUUCACCUUUGCAUUCGACGACGAGGCGCUCACGCUGAAGCUCAUCGCUCGCACCGAUAUUCCUCGCGAUGAACCCAUCUCGUGGAUGGCGUUUAGUCAUGACAAAAAAACCAUCUACGGCGCCGCCAUGAAGAAGUGGUCCAGCUUCAAGGUCUCCUCGCCCACCGACAUCGUCCACCAAGCCUCCCAUCCCAUGCUUCACCACCCGUCCCCCUCGACAAACACCCGCGCCAUCUUCCUUCUCCCCGCCCGGAAACCCCCCUACGCAGUCUACUGCAACCCCUUCUACACCCACGCCGGCCACGGCUCCGUCUUCGCCGUCGACCUGGCCUCGGGCGCCCUCGCCUCCAACGUCCAAAACUACGAGUACCAGCCUAACAGCGGCAUCCACGGCAUGGUCUUUGAUCCCACCGAGACGUACCUCUACUCCGCCGACCUCUCCGCCAACAAGCUCUGGCUAGAGCUCGUCGGCUCCGUCGAGUGCCCCGACCCGCGCGACCACCCCCGCUGGGUCGCCAUCCACCCCUCGGGCAACUACCUCUACGCCCUCAUGGAAAAGGGCAACCGCCUCUGCGAAUACCUCAUCGACCCGGCCACCCGCAUGCCCGUCUUCACCCACCGCCACUACCCGCUCAUCCCGCCCGGCAUCCCCGACCGCUGGACGCAGUACCGCGCCGACGUCUGCGCCCUCUCCCAUUCGGGCCGCUACCUCUUUGCUUCGUCCCGCGCCAACAGCUUCGACCUGACGGGCUACGUGGCCGCCUUCAAGCUGUCCGAGUGCGGCGCCAUCGAGCGCCAGAUCUGCCUCAAUCCUACGCCUACCAGCGGAGGGCAUAGCAAUGCCGUGGCGCCGUGCGACUGGUCAGACGAGUGGAUCGCCAUUACGGAUGAUCAGGAGGGCUGGCUGGAGAUUUAUCGGUGGCAGGACGAGUUCCUGGCUCGUGUCGCGAGGGUGCGUGUUCCGGAGCCGGGAUUCGGCAUGAAUGCCAUCUGGUAUGAUUAG
Molecule: messenger RNA, 1053 nt
Organism: Trichoderma reesei QM6a
Lineage: Eukaryota; Fungi; Ascomycota; Sordariomycetes; Hypocreales; Hypocreaceae
Exons: 4
Coding region: 1-1053 (350 amino acids)
Molecular function (GO): protein binding; 6-phosphogluconolactonase activity
Source: RefSeq, a predicted model, not a curated record